This is a messenger RNA of Thermochaetoides thermophila DSM 1495, 1872 nucleotides long. RefSeq lists its product as uncharacterized. The transcript is spliced from 4 exons. Gene Ontology annotation, molecular function: RNA binding. Bases 1 to 1872 code for a protein of 623 amino acids. The record is from RefSeq and is a predicted model, not a curated record. NCBI's taxonomy places the organism in Eukaryota, Fungi, Ascomycota, Sordariomycetes, Sordariales, Chaetomiaceae.
AUGACCAAAGACAAACCUGCCCUUCUGUUGUCGGCAAAGGCCAUUGACCCUGCGCUGGACGCUCUGUUCUCCCAGAGUGCCGGCCCAGUACAACCUCCUCCCAAAACCCGAUACGCCGAGCUUGCUCGCAAAGCUAGGCAAGAGUCAGAAGAGAAGGAGGAAGAGAAGGAGCUGGAAGAUGUCGAAUCCGAGGAAGAGGAAGACGCGUCUGAGAAUGGCGAAGAAUCUUCUGAGGUAGGCUCUGGAGAUGAGGAAGAGUCCGAGGUGUCAGAAGGAGAAUCUGACGAAGAGGACGUUGAGGAUGAGGGCGAGAACGAAUCUGAGCCCGAAUCCGAGGCCGACAAUGACGAUGCUAGUGAGAGUGCGAGCGCCGAGGAGGAGCUCGUUACCCCCAAGGCCAUCGAAGAGGCUGUCCUGAACGGAACAACAAAAGAAGAAGGGCGCAAGAGGAAACGGAAGCUUCGCGACGAGGACGAGAACCUCGAGGCGGCCUACCUUGAGCGUCUUGCUAGAGAGGAGAAGGAGGAGGAAGAGAGAUCUGCGAAGCGCCAGAAGGCCGUGGAUGGUGCGAGCCUCCCCAAGGAGAUUGACGAGAAGAAGGCCGACGGUGAAGCCGACGACAAGUCCUCGAGCGGCGAGAUCCCCGUCCACGAAGCCCUUCAGCCCGGUGGCACAAGCGAGAUCCAGUCUGAGCUCGACAAGGCCAACCGCACGGUCUUCCUCAGCAAUGUCUCUGUUGAGGCCAUCAAGGACCGGAAGGCGAAGAAGAUCCUCCUCAAGCAUCUCGCCUCUCCCCUAGACAAGAAAGCCGACCCCCCGCAAAAGAUCGAGUCCAUCCGGUUCAGGUCCACACCCUUCGGAACGACCAAGAUCCCCCGGAGGGUGGCUUACAUCAAGAAGGAGAUCAUGGAGGGCACGACGAAGUCUACCAACGCCUACGUGGUCUACUCCACAGCAGCCGCUGCCCGCCUGGCUGUACAGCAUCUCAACGGCACCAUCGUCCUCGACCGGCACCUACGCGCCGACAGCGUUGCACACCCCGCGCCGAUCGACAACCGCCGGUGUGUCUUCGUCGGCAACCUGGGCUUCGUCGACGACGAGAGCGUGUAUCGCACCAAGGUAGAAGACGGCAAGCUCGUAACAGAGAAGAAAAAGAAGGGUAAGGAGCCUUCAGACGUCGAGGAAGGCCUGUGGCGCGUCUUCGGCGAGCACGCCGGCAAGGUCGAGAGCGUCCGUGUCGUCCGCGACCCGGCUACCCGUGUUGGCAAGGGCUUUGCCUACGUCCAGUUCUAUGACCCCAACUCCGUCGAGUCCGCCCUCCUCCUCAACGGCAAAUCCUUCCCGCCCCUCCUCCCCCGCGAACUCCGCGUCUCCCGCUGCAAACCCCCUCACAAAACCGCCCGCGCCAUCGAAGCCAAGCAAGCCAAAGCCGCGCUCGCGGCCGCCGAGGCCAAGAGAAAGGGCAAGAAAGGCAAAGGCGACGACGAACCCCCCACCUCAGCGCAAUACAAUCCCAAGCUCAGCGCCGAAGCGCAGACCCUCGCCGGCCGCGCAUCCAAGCUGCUUGGUAAAUACAACGCCGAGAGGCUGGUCGGCGUGCCCGCGGGGAAGAAGAGCAAGAAGAAGGAGAAGAAAACAAAGAAGGCGGCGCUCGAUCCAGAGGGUGCGAAGGCUCUCGCUGCGGCAGUGGGUGUGGCGGAGGGCAAGCCGGUCAAGACGCCGGAGGAGUUCGUGUUUGAGGGGAAGAGAGCUAGUGCGAAGGAUGGGAAGCCGAGGGAUCUGAAGUUUAGGCCGAAGAAGAAGGCGAAGGAUAAGGUUCACGGAAGCAAAAAGAGUAAGAAGGAGAAGAAGAAGAAGGCGGGGAAGAAUUGA